AUGACCUCCUCCACAGCCAAACAGACAGCACCACUCACGCGUGAGAUGCAGUGCGCAUACCGCAGCAAAUUCUGCGAUGCACCUCGUGCAACCAAAUUGGAUGGAACGUUGCACAAAUUGUGCGACUUUCACCGUCACAAGGCCAAUGCCAAUCAACAACGUCUGCACAAGCGCAAGAAACACAUUCUUGAACAACAAGCUGCCGCUGGAUUGAGUAUCAUCGUUCCACAAACGCCCAAGAAUGGAAGGUGCAACGUAAAGCGCGCACGCACUAGCCUCGAUAGUCCACAAAGCACGACUGAACCUAUUGAUGGCCUUACAUUUCAGAGUAACUUUGAUGUGCUUGAGGUGCGGAUCCUCGAGGUGCUACUUUUUGGUGCCGACUGCGUGAAUACACGGCAACCAGCAGACUCGUCGGUCAAGGAAUACGACGGGCAUGACCCCAUUUCUCCCACAACUCCUACGGUUCAAGAUACCUGGUCCGUGACACUCUGA
Molecule: messenger RNA, 495 nt
Organism: Plasmopara halstedii
Lineage: Eukaryota; Oomycota; Peronosporomycetes; Peronosporales; Peronosporaceae
Exons: 1
Coding region: 1-495 (164 amino acids)
Source: RefSeq, a predicted model, not a curated record